Molecule: messenger RNA, 1998 nt
Organism: Dreissena polymorpha
Lineage: Eukaryota; Metazoa; Mollusca; Bivalvia; Myida; Dreissenidae
Product: PR domain zinc finger protein 14-like
Exons: 10
Coding region: 299-1792 (497 amino acids)
Biological process (GO): regulation of transcription by RNA polymerase II
Cellular component (GO): nucleus
Molecular function (GO): RNA polymerase II transcription regulatory region sequence-specific DNA binding; protein binding
Source: RefSeq, a predicted model, not a curated record
ACUCAAAACUCCUUUACUUGGAUUGGCAACAGCGUAUAAAAAGUAGAAAAAUUAAUUUAAAAUGAGAGUUCCGUUGUUAACAUGAAAAAAGAAAUGUGAUUUGAGCAUUCAAAAUAUUAAAAUAACAAUAUAUGAAGUUACAAAUGAAUAAUUGAAAAAGUAUUUAUUUAUUAAUCCUUAAUAAACAUUUUUAUAAAAAAAAAUCGUGUUUUAAAUUAAUAUUGUUAGGCAAAAAACUACAAGGGAGCUAUACAAUUAUUAAACAGUUUUCUUGAGUGACAUUAUAUUUCAUCAAAAAAUGCAACCGGAAGUGCUGCAGAUGUUUCAGGACAGACUCCGGGCGCCGUUCACCGCUAUAUCCGGGUUUUCAUUUGAAGGACUUAGAUUCCCCUCACAUCACCCUGCGUUCCCUUUGCUGCAUCUCGGGCUAUUUCCGCUGAUGAGUGCGCAUGCGUACAAUCAUGCGCGCGGUAUUCCACCUGUUCCUCACAUCCCGAUGGUACCCGGCAUGUACUCUGUGCAACGUCGGAACAACAUUUCGCCGGCAAGCACGUCAUCAUAUUUAAAUCCUGCUGUCCCAUUCAGUCAUCAAGACGUCGACUUGGCGCUUUACGAGUACACGAAAACCGCCCCAGAAGACAAUACAAAGAACGCCUCGACUGGGAUCAAAUCAGGGGACUUGAGCUAUGGUAUAGAUAGGAUACUAAGCGACCGAUGCAGCUCCACCCCUCCGUCGUCGUCGGCAGUCACCCAGAAAUCGAGCCCCCGGGCGCAGCGGCGGGAGGAGAAAGGCGAGGAGCGCAUGGGAACCAAACAUACACUUGAGCUACCAGAAGGUUUGGUUAUCCGCCAGACGCUGGUUGCUGGCGUGCCGCAUUACGGCGUGUUUUGCAACAAGCCGCUCAUUGAAAAGGGAACCAAGUUUGGUCCGUUCAAAGGGCGCGUCAUCAACGCCGGUGAGAUGAAGCCACCGGAAGAAAACAGUUCUAUGUGGGAGGAAGGAAAGCUGAGUCAUUUCAUCGACGGCCGACGAAACGCCGGCAACUGGAUGGCUUUGGUGAACUGCGCAAGAUUUGCACAGGAACAGAAUCUUGUAGCAUUGCAGGUGGAGGGAGACGUGUUUUACGAGGCGUGCCGGGACAUACCACAGGGGAGAGAACUCCUGGUCUGGUACGGGGACGCCGCCUACCAGCCGCUCAUGGGUGGCGUGCCCGCUACGCGUAGAGAGAAGACCGAAAAUGACUCGUUAAAGGAGGCGGAGAGCUCGGAGGGCUACCAGUGUGAAAGGUGCGGCAAGGUGUUCGCCUACCGCUACUAUCGCGACAAACACCUGAAGUACACGCGCUGUGUCGACCAGGGAGACCGGAAGUUCCCGUGCCACCUGUGCACGAGAUCAUUCGAGAAGCGCGAUCGUCUGCGAAUUCACAUUCUGCACGUGCACGAGAAACAUCGGCCGCACAAAUGUGUCGUCUGCAACAAGAGCUUCAGCCAGUCUUCCAGUCUCAACAAACACAUGAGGGUGCACAGCGGCGAGCGGCCGUACAAGUGUGUGUACUGCAAUAAAGCGUUCACAGCGUCCAGCAUCCUGCGGACCCACAUCCGACAACACUCCGGCGAGAAACCUUUCAAAUGCAAGCAUUGUGGGAAGGCAUUUGCAUCUCACGCGGCGCAUGACAGUCACGUGAGGAGAACCCACGCACGUGACCGCCAGUGCACGUGCUCAGUGUGUGGGAAGUCGUACUCACAGCCGUUUGAACUAAAAUUCCACAUGACCAUUCAUCUAAACGAAUGAACUAACUAUACUGUGUUGUUGUUUAUUGGAAAUUGAAGUGUUGUAUACUGAUUGUAGUCAAUUUACGUAAUGUGAGUCGCGUGAUUGACUGUGCUGAAAAUGGUCUAUUCGCCUCACAAUUUGCUUUUUUUAUUUAUCUUUAACUGUGUGUUUAUGUUUAUUUUGAUUAUUGAGAUACAAUUCUGGUAGUUUUGUUUACAUAUUAA